AUGCGUGUAACUCUUGGAGGUUUUCUUGCCCUAGCUGCAGUUGCAGCGGCUGCACCCCACGACUUGUCGGCUUCAACGGAUGACAAUCGACUUGUAAAACGGGCAGGCGUACAAUAUUUCGGUGUCAACAUUGCCGGAUUUGACUUUGGAUGUGCCACAUCCGGAACGUGUGACACAACCAAGGCUACACCACCGUUAUCUCAAUACGGAGGUCCUGACGGUGUUGGUCAGAUGAAGCAUUUUGUCACAGACGACAAGAUGAACAUUUUCCGUCUUCCAGUCGGCUGGCAAUGGCUCGUUAACAACAAACUUGGCGGGACGCUCGACCAGGCCAACACGGCCAAGUACGAUUCGCUGGUGCAAGCCUGCCUAGCCACAGGAGCUACGUGCAUAAUCGAUAUUCACAACUACGCCCGGUGGAACGGCCAGAUCAUCGGCCAGGGCGGGCCGACGGACGACCAGUUCGCCAACCUCUGGUCGCAGCUUGCCAAGAAGUACGCCACGCAGACGAAGCUGAUGUUUGGGCUGAUGAACGAGCCGCACGACAUGCCGGACAUCGACAAGUGGGCGUCCAGCGUGCAGGCGGCGGUGACGGCGAUCCGCAACGUGGGGGCGACGUCGCAGGCGAUCCUGCUGCCGGGGACGGACUACACGUCGGCGGGGACGUUCGCGACCAAGUCCGGGCCGGCGCUGCUCAAGGUCAAGAACCCGGACGGCAGCACGACGGGGCUGAUCUUCGACGUGCACAAGUACCUGGACAGCGACAACAGCGGGACGCACACCGAGUGCGUGACGGACAACGUGUCCGGGGCCUUCAGCCCGCUGGCCGACUGGCUGCGCCAGAACAAGCGCCAGGCCAUCAACACCGAGUCCGGCGGCGGCAACACGGCCAGCUGCGAGAAGUACUUCUGCCAGCAGAUCGACUUCCUCAACAAGAACUCGGACGUCUACAUCGGCUACGUCGGCUGGAGCGCCGGCGCCUUCAACCCACAGACGUACGAGCUGAGCGAGGUCCCGACCAAGAACGGGAACACCUGGACAGACAGCGCUUUGGUCAAGGCGUGCAUCAAGGCGCCUGCUUAG
Molecule: messenger RNA, 1083 nt
Organism: Neoarthrinium moseri
Lineage: Eukaryota; Fungi; Ascomycota; Sordariomycetes; Amphisphaeriales; Apiosporaceae
Exons: 6
Coding region: 1-1083 (360 amino acids)
Biological process (GO): glucan catabolic process
Molecular function (GO): hydrolase activity, hydrolyzing O-glycosyl compounds
Source: RefSeq, a predicted model, not a curated record